Molecule: messenger RNA, 975 nt
Organism: Lactuca sativa (garden lettuce)
Lineage: Eukaryota; Viridiplantae; Streptophyta; Magnoliopsida; Asterales; Asteraceae
Source: RefSeq, a predicted model, not a curated record
UUGACUGUGAAACAUCUUUAAAAAUGAAAAAACCAAAAUUUGGGUGGGAUAAUCGUAGCUUCAUGGUGUUUGUUGAUUCGUGUUUGAUUGAAAAAAAAAAGGUCGUAAAGCCACUUCCUCCUUUGAUAAAAUUGGGUGGGAAAAUAUACAAAGACGUAUUAAGGAGAAAACAGGUUAUAGCCUUGAAAAAAAACAACUAACAAAUAAAUGGGAGAACAUGAAAAAAGAGUGGAAGCUUUAUGACCGCUUAAUGAGACUUGAAACCGGACUCGGUGGGACGAGAAGCCUAAUAGAUGCGUCCUCCGAGUGGUGGGAGGAGAAAAUAAAGGAGAAUAAAGAUUAUGUCAAAUUUAGGAACACAGAUUUGAGCAUAUUUGAUGAGAAAUAUGCUUUUUUGUUUCGGGAUUCUGUUGCCGUUGGAGAUCAGACUAUGACUCCAUUACAAUUUCAAAACAAUAGCAAUCCAAACGAAGAAAAUAUGGAGGGCAAAGGAGAUAGUGAUGAAAUCAAUUUAGAUGAUGAUGAGCCUCUUUUUACUAGUCUCAAUGAAAGUAGUUCAAGUAAAAGGAAGAGGUCUAAGUCUGUUUCCAACAACCAUCCAACCAAGAGUAAAAAUUCUAUUUAUGAAGAAAAAGUUGAUGCUUUAUUGGAUGCCAUAUCAUCAAAAAGCACACAAACUUAUCCACAAAAUAAUCCGUCCCCAACAAUAGCAGAUUGCAUGGCCAUUGUCAUCAAGUUCCCCGAUUUUCGUGAAGGGUCCAACAAUUUUUCACAAGCCUUGUUUGUCUUCACCAAAAAGCAAAACCGUGAAGCUUUUAUGUUUCCAACGACCGACGAAGCCAAGAUGGAGUUUCUUAAGUUACUUAUGAAAUAAUGAUUUAGCCAUAUGUGUUAUGUUUUGACAUUUAUGUGUUAUCCGUUGACAUUAUGUGUUGUCCUUUGACAUUUUAUAUUAUGUGUUAUUGUUUGACUUUA